AUUAUUUAAUUAAGUAACAGAAAAAAGUGAUUCAAUAACAAAAAAAAUGUUUUUAAUUACAACAAUUAUUUUAGUAUUGUUGGGAUUUGCUCAAUCAACAAUUUUUACGGAUAUUGCACGAGUUUUAAAUGGAUCAGAUAUUGAUACGUUAGGACGAAAUAAUUAUGUGUUUAAUUAUGGUAGUACAAAUAAACGAACACAAGAAUAUGAUUUCAUAAUUGUGGGAUCAGGUCCAGCCGGGUCAGUGUUAGCAAAUCGUUUAUCAGAAGUACCUUAUUGGAAUAUACUAUUAAUAGAAGCGGGUAAACCAGAAAAUUUUUUUACAGAUAUACCUGGAUUAUGUGCUUUCUUUCAAUUAACCGAUUAUGAUUGGGCCUAUAAAAUGGAAAAAGUGCCCGGAGUUUGUAUGGGUAUGGAAAAUCAACAAUGUCUCUGGCCACGAGGCAAAGCGGUAGGGGGUACAAGUGUAAUCAAUUACAUGAUCUAUACACGAGGAAAUAAGUACGAUUUUGAACGUUGGGAGCAGGAAGGUAAUCCCGGAUGGUCUUGGGACGAUGUUGUUCCGUAUUAUAUAAAAUCAGAACGAGCAAAUUUGAAAUUCGCUGAUCCAGGUACUCAUGGACGUAAAGGAUUUUUAUCUGUUGAAGAUGUACCAUUCCAAACUCCAUUAGUCAAAGCAUUCUUAGAAGCUGGACGUGAAACUGGUCGACAAAUUGUCGAUUAUAACGGAUUCACACAAUGGGGAUUUUCGUCUGUACAAGGAACAAUUCGUAAGGGAAAACGAUGUAGUGCAGCCAAAGCAUUUUUGAAACCUGUAGAACGACGUAAAAAUUUGAAAAUAUUAGUUCAAAGUCGGGUGACUAAAGUAUUGAUUGAUCCUAAAACAAAAGCAGCAUAUGGAGUGGAAUUUUUAAAUAAUAAGCGAAAAUAUACAGCAAUUGCCAAGAAAGAAGUAAUUUUAUCCGCUGGAGCAUUUGGAUCCCCACAAUUAUUAAUGUUAUCCGGUGUGGGUCCAAAAGAUCAUUUAACUGAGUUAGAUAUACCUGUUAUUCAAGAUUUACAAGUUGGUCAGAAUUUACAUGAUCAUUUAACUUUUGUGGGUCUAACUUUUUUGAUUAACAAAACUGCUUCGUAUACGCUUACAAAAUUUAUGAAACCAUCUUCCAUAAUUGACUACAUGUUUGCUGGCAACGGACCAUUAACCACUUUGGGUGGAGUUGAAGCUUUGGGAUAUAUCAAAACCAAUGUUUCAACAGAUCCACGAGAUUACCCAGAUGUUGAACUGAUAUUCGUAGGAGGUUCAGUCAGUUCCGAUUCAGGAACAGCUCAAGCUGGAAGUUUUGGAAUCACAAAAGAAUUUUACAAGGAAUAUUUCGCUCCAAUAAAUGAACGUGAAUGUUGGUCGAUAGUUCCCAUGUUACUACAUCCAAAAUCCAUUGGAUAUAUGCGACUUAAAUCGAAAAAUAUAUUCCAUCAUCCUAUUUUACAUGGUAACUAUUAUACGGACCCCGAACGACAUGAUGUUCGUACAAUGGUCGCAGCUGUUAAAGAAAUUCUUCGAUUAUCUCAAACAAAAGCGUUCCAACGUUUUGGAACCAAAUUACAUGAUAUUCCAUUCCCGACAUGCAAACAUUUAGAAUUCGGUUCAGACGAAUAUUGGGAAUGUUGUGUUCGUUCCUUAACACCCUCGUUACAUCAUCAAGUGGGAACAUGUAAAAUGGGUCCAGAUACCGAUCCAAAUGCUGUCGUGGAUAAUAAAUUACGUGUUCAUGGUAUUAAAAAUUUACGAGUGGCGGAUACAAGCGUCAUUCCGUUUGCUUUAUCUGCGCAUACAAAUGCACCAUCGUUUAUGAUUGGAGAACGGACUGCUGAUUUUAUUAAGGAUCGUUGGGUUAAAUUAGGUUAUUAAAAAAUUUGUGAUCGAAUUUAGGGAUAAGUUCAAGAACGGUUUUUUGGGUGAUAAAAAAGAAUUCGUAUCCAUGGGCCUGAGUUUCCAAAAAAUGGAUCCACAACUUACAAGUUUAACAAUAAUAUUUUAUAUGUAAAUAAAAUGCCAAAAAAAAGUACAAAAACAUUAAUGACUCAAAUUUUUGUCAGAAUAUUAAGUAAAUUUUCU
Chrysoperla carnea is the source of this 2116-nucleotide messenger RNA. RefSeq names its product glucose dehydrogenase [FAD, quinone]-like. The transcript is spliced from 3 exons. The record is from RefSeq and is a predicted model, not a curated record. Bases 47 to 1909 code for a protein of 620 amino acids. Lineage: Eukaryota; Metazoa; Arthropoda; Insecta; Neuroptera; Chrysopidae. Gene Ontology annotation, molecular function: oxidoreductase activity, acting on CH-OH group of donors; flavin adenine dinucleotide binding.